GUUUAGAUAGAUCGUACGUAAAAGAGAGCCCCCAGGCAAGAAGUUGUGGUAUGCAGUUAUGUCGCAUUUUGUCGUGGCAGUGCAUUGUGGUGCAGGAUACCAUUCAACACAAAAAGAAGAUGCUUAUGUGAAACUCUGUAAAUCUGCAUGCUUAAAGGUGUAUCAUCUGCUGGAGAAAGGGAGGGAUGCUGUAGAGUGUGUGACAGAGGCUGUUAAAUGUUUAGAGAAUUCAGUGCUGACCAAUGCAGGCAUGGGAUCCAAUCUAAACAUCAAUGGCUUUGUGGAAUGUGAUGCCUCUAUUAUGGAGGGAAAGAAGUUGGUAUUUGGAGCAGUUGGGGCCAUUUCUGGUGUAAAGAACCCAGUAGAAGUGUCUGCCACACUGGUAUCCAGACAGUUAGGGGACAAGUUGUCCCUGGGGAGACUGCAUCCCAGUGUUAUUGUAGGUGAAGGAGCUGAAAAGUGGGCUGAAGAAAAUGAGAUAAAAACUUUAGAAACCAGACACUUAAUAACAGAUGAAGCUCAGAAAACUUACCAGAAUCACAAAAGGAAACUGGACAUUGUAAAUGAGAGAGACAGCAACAAGAAAAGGAAGCUAACACAACAGAGAAAUGACAAAACAGAGGAAAGUUUUGAUGUACAGGAGGAAGAAGAGAAAAUACAGGACACCGUGGGGGCUAUCGUCAUGGAUACCAGUGGUAACAUAGCAUCAGCGGUGUCCAGUGGUGGAAUUUCUCUGAAACAACUUGGAAGACUUGGUCCCGCAGCAACAUAUGGUGCUGGAUGUUGGGCCUACAAUCAGAGACCAGGAAAACCAGGGGUGGGAACCAGUACAUCAGGAAGUGGUGAACACAUCAUGAAGACGUUUCUGGCCAGAGAGAGUGCCUUGUCUAUACAAUGUGAAGAUAAUGCUAGUCUGGGACUGUCCAACUGCUUUAAAAAUAACUUCUUAGAGUCAGAGUUUUUGGAAGAAGAGGAGGAUAAGUUAGCUGGGGUGCUGGCUCUCAGACAGAAUGAAGAUAAUAUAGUGGAAUUAUUAUGGGGUCACACUACAGAUAGCAUGUGUGUGGGGUAUAUGUCUUCUUCACUGCAGAAACCAAAGGUUGUCAUGUCUCGGCUCCCUGAUGGUGGGGUGCCUGGAAAAUCUUUCACUAUGUCUGGAGUGUCCAUAUGAAAGGAUACUCUGUCAAUGGAAUGUCCUCACAAACCAUGUAUUGUGAGUCUAUUUAUAGAGACCAGGGAAAUCCCUCACCACCUCUGUAGCGGCUGUCAGGAGAUAUACCAUAGAUGGGAAAUCCCUCAUCAUAGCUGGUUGUCGAUAUAAGAUGAUAUGCUGAGACUGAAUGAGGAAAUUCCUCACAAUAUUUGCAGUGUCUAUUUGAAAGACAUGAAGGAAAAUCAGGGAAACAUAUUCCAUCUCUGAUGUGUUCAUUUUAAGGGUGCAAACUAAAUAAUACAUCAUAUAUUGUUUUCCUGAAUUAGACUUCUAGACUCUGGUUUUGAGAAUUUUUGAAAGACUUAACCUCAAGAAUAAUCAGAUCUACCUUCUCAGAACUGGAUGAUGGUUACUACCCAAAGAAAACACUUCCAAACAAUGAGAAUCAUAAACAUAUCCCUGGAACAGUAAUUAAUCUUAAUGAAUGAUGUUUAGAGUAGU
Saccostrea echinata is the source of this 1654-nucleotide messenger RNA. Its product is annotated as threonine aspartase 1-like. The transcript has 13 exons. The record is from RefSeq and is a predicted model, not a curated record. Bases 59 to 1171 code for a protein of 370 amino acids. Gene Ontology annotation, biological process: protein maturation. Gene Ontology annotation, molecular function: threonine-type endopeptidase activity. Lineage: Eukaryota; Metazoa; Mollusca; Bivalvia; Ostreida; Ostreidae.